GUGAAUCUAAGGAACACCCGUGGACUCUUUUCAUUCAUCUAUUCCAACAACCCACUAGAUUUACCAGCAGUUGAAUUGAUAAUUUUGAAAGAUAUCGCUAGUGGCCAGAGUGAAGCUGGUUGGCCCCCUUUACAAACGAGAAAAUAAGCUCCAUUUAUUUACACUAUUGCGGCAACUACCCAAAAAAUGGCCUCGUCAUCUCAGCCGCCAACGCCUCAGCGGUCCAAAGCCUUACCCCCUAAUGCAGGGGUAAACGAUAGAUAUUCUACUGAUAUGUCCCAUAAUGUGGUUAAGGAUAUUGCAGCUAAAUCAAUACAGACAGGGGCAGCAAUGGGUGCUGUUGGCAUGUUGUUUGGGGCUGGUGCCGGCAUUGUCCGAUCAGCUCCUCCAGUAAUAUUUGCCUUCGUCGCUGGCCUCCAAUGGUUUGGUCUCGGAUCUACAUAUAUGGCAUCAAAAAGCGUCCUUUUACACUCAUGGGGUGGUGAAGAAAAUAUUACCUUGUCGGAUCGAGUUAAGGCUAGUGGAACAGCCGGCGGUGUGUCUGGAAUGGUCGGCGGCAUGAUCCGAGGACCUAGGAAUAUUAUACCGGGAAUUCUCGUCUUUGGCACUCUUGGCGGCGUCGGCGAAUAUUUAUCUCAGCGCUUCAAGGAUAGUUCCAGAAACAAGGAAUCCAAACCUAAAUCGAGCUGGCUUGAUUCAAGAUGGAGCCCCAUGAGAAAAUUAUCCGACAAGGAGUAUGAGGAAAUGCUCGAACAGAAGAUUCUCCGGAUCAAUGCGGAAAUAUCCAUCAUUGAUGACAGCAUUGCUUCUCUUCGAGAAUCUAGUAACUUACCGACCAACUCAAGCGAGGAAAAGACGAAAUGAGAGAUAAAACAACGUUCACCAAUACCUCGAUCACAACUACUAUAACGAGUUUUUUGAUAUGGUGCUGCAUCGUGGGCCAUCACCUUAUAUGGCUCCUUCUUAGGUGCAAAUUAAAUCAAACUUACUCAGUCUUGUCAGAUAGCCUAGCAAAGAAAUGCUAGGUACUACACAUUCCGUACUAGAGAGAUUCAAAGAGGAAUUGAUGAAGUUAAAGGUCAACAGGUACAAAUGGCAAUCCGCCCUACUAUCAAAUCAUACCAACUCAAGAAUGCUGGGUUGACUCAUCUAUGGAUCGAUUCGAAUCAACAUAGAUCGCCUAUG
Molecule: messenger RNA, 1185 nt
Organism: Annulohypoxylon maeteangense
Lineage: Eukaryota; Fungi; Ascomycota; Sordariomycetes; Xylariales; Hypoxylaceae
Exons: 4
Coding region: 187-864 (225 amino acids)
Source: RefSeq, a predicted model, not a curated record